AUGCUUGUAAAUAUCUUUUUUGGAAGCUAUGGAUGCAUACAAAUGAUUGAAAAAUUCUAUAAUCUGGAUAACAGAGCACCAUACACUUUUGUAAAAGGCAGCAUGGACUCUUUUGUGCUACAUAACGUUCUAAUUAAGGAUACAAAAAUUAGUAGUCUAUGUGUUCAUUGGUGCGAUGAUGAGAAACCAAUGGAGACAGGAAUACAUAGAUUUCCUCCAGAAAAUAGUGAUCCACAAACUGUUUUGAAGGGAGAAAUAGAUAAUUUAUUUGACCCUGAUUAUUGUCCAGAUGAAGAAAUAGAAGUUAGAGAGUUACUGCUUCUUCAAAGUGAAGAGGAUUUUGAUGACACAAAGAAGAGAACGAUAGCUGAACUAGAGAAAACUGAUUAUAGGAAUAACUUUAGCGAUUUACCUAGGCAAAUUUGGUAUCAAAUAUAUUUAUAUAUCAGGGAGUUAAAAUCAGAAUUCUGUAACUUAUCGAUAGAUGACAGAAAGAAAGCGAUUGUAAAAGUCAACCAACAUGAAUCAGCAAGCAUAUUGGCGCAUUACAAAACUUUUUGA
Molecule: messenger RNA, 561 nt
Organism: Enterospora canceri
Lineage: Eukaryota; Fungi; Microsporidia; Enterocytozoonidae
Source: the annotation of a GenBank genome assembly